UAUUCUUGCUCUGGACAAGGCUAACUCAAGUACGGACAUCAAGUCAUGGCAUAGUAUCUACCAUGCUCCUCUCAGGUCCAGUUUCUGUUCCAUUGACUUGAGGUGAUACUUUUUUUGGAAAUCUUCGCUGUGUACAGAUUUGUCUGUAUCUAUCAAGAUGUUCUUGGAACAUUUCUCAGAAGAAACAAUCAUACCUGCAAACUGGCCUCACGUAGGUAACACUGAGCAUGUGUGAAUAUCCAGGACACUGAGGUGGUAUUAGUGUCUGUUGGACUCUGAUAGCCAAGUGUAAGAGCAUCUUGUCCAUCAGUGUACCAGUUGUUUCCUGGGGCAGUAACCAAGAGAGGAUAAAGAACUUGAAGAUGCAAUAUAACGAUAUCUGGGAUGAUAGUAGACCUCCCAGACAUGGAAGAAAAUCCUGCCUCACUUUUGGCACUUUGGAAUCAGCACCAAGAAGGGUACCCAUAAAUUUUCUGUUGGGAGAAGAGAAGGAUACUCCAUUCAGACUCAGGAUCUGAAUACAGAUCAGGACAUGUCUGAGACUGUGCUGGGCAUCCAGAUCUCUUUGUAGAGACAGAAACUCCAGAGACAGCAGCCAAGUGGGUUUGGGGAGAGAAGCUCAGGAAAUAAGGGAAUCUACACAAGAUGCUACAAAUUUACCAAGGCCACAGUUGGAGAAUUCUGGCUCACUAGCUGAAGCAUUUGAUCAGAUGUCUGGAAACAUAAGUGAUGAUUCUUGACAAAUUUUCCUGUCAACAAAUGGAAAACAAGGAAAACAUGUUGCUUUUUGACUUCUAGAGAGACAUGGGAAGGGACAGUGGAAUUUACAAAAUGCAUUCAGGAAAAUGGAAGUUCGAAGAUGAUAAACUAAACUGAUUUUCUGAUUGCCAAGACAAGUCUAGGGAAGAGGACAGAGAAACUAUGGCAGGGAGACUGCAUAAUGGGGAAAAGAAGCUGGAAGAGCAAGAGUUCCAGCAGGAGCUCUUCAGGGAGUACAUGCAUUGCCCGAAGGCAGGCUGCACGGCUUUAAGACAACAGCAGAAAAGAAGAAAUGGAGUCUCAAUGAUGGUAAACAAGACUGUUCCUCGUGUUGUUUUGACACCAUUAAAGGUGUCUGAUGAGCAGUCGGAUUCACCUUCAGGAUCUGAAUCUAAAAACGGUGAAGCAGAUGGUUCUGAUAAAGAGAUGAAACAUGGGCAAAAGUCUCCAACUGGAAAACAAACAAGCCAGCACUUAAAGAGGUUAAAAAAAUCUGGUUUAGGACAUUUGAAAUGGACCAAAGCUGAGGAUAUUGACAUAGAAACACCAGGAUCUAUUCUAGUGAACACUAACCUGAGGGCUUUAAUAAAUAAACACACCUUUGCUUCUUUACCUCAGCAUUUUCAACAAUACCUCCUGCUUUUGCUUCCAGAAGUAGACAGGCAGAUGGGAAGUGAUGGAGUUUUGCGCCUCAGUAGUUCUGCUCUAAAUAAUGAAUUCUUCGCAUAUGCAGCACAAGGGUGGAAACAGCGAUUGGCAGAAGGAGAAUUUACACCAGAAAUGCAGUUGCGCAUCAGACAAGAGAUUGAAAAGGAAAAGAAAACAGAACCUUGGAAAGAAAAAUUCUUUGAAAGGUUUUAUGGUGAAAAAUUGGGGAUGUCAAGAGGGGAAUCAAUGAAACUCACUGCAGUGCAGAACAACGAUGAAGAGGAAAGCAAUUCUUUGUGCGGGUCUUCUGGCACACCUGGGCCUUCUAAGCAAGCAACCUUUGAGGAUCAAGAGGAGAAAGGCACUAAAAUUCCACCUUUACCAGAGAGAGAUUAUUGUCCAUCUCUUUGUAGUAUGGAACAGGUUCCUGUCAAGGAUCUAACAGCAGAGUCGGAGGAUAUAUUGAUACCCGAGGAAUCAAUCAUUCAGGAGGAGAUUGCUGAAGAGGUUGAGACAAGUAUUUGUGAAUGCCAAGAGGAGAACCAUAAAACAGAAAAUGAGUUUUCUGAGGAGUCAGUAAGUCCAGCUGGCACAACUGAAGAAGCAGAGGGAGUACAGCUUGCAGACAGCACUGAGUCCUGUGUCAUGAUGAAUGAUGUAACUGAUACUGUAUCUCACAUUGAAAUUAAAGUGGAGUUGAAGUCAGAAUGCCCUCAGGAAGAGAUGUCAGUUGUGAUAGAUCAGCUGGAAGAUUGCGUAUCACCAGCACGAUCAGCUUCAUCCACAAACUCUGUCAGUGAUACAGCAGAGAAGGAUUCUGAGUCUGCAAAAGAGCUAAUUGCACCAGAAAUGCAAAAUGCUGCUCUGGAAGGCUCCUUGUUCACUGGUGGAGGCAUUGCAGUGGAUAUGGAGCUUCAAAGUGACCCUGAGGAACAGUUGUCUGAGAAUGCUUGUAUUUCUGAAACUUCCUUUUCCUCUGGAAGUCCAGAAGGACCGUGUGUUUGUGUUGCCUCUCCUGGAGGAGACACUCAGUCAACUUCAGAGGAACCCUGUACUCCAGCAUCUCUUGAAACAGCUUGCUCAUCUGAAGUGUCCAGUACUGAAAACAUUGAAGGUGAUAUUCAGCAAAAGGCCACUGACGAAAACUUGAACACACCUUUAAUGUCAGAAAUCUCUCCAAUGUCCACCUCACCUGUAACCUCAGAAGCAUCUCUGAUGUCAAAUUUACCUUUAACAUCAGAGGCAUCACCAGCUUCUAAUUUACCUUUAACAUCAGAAACAUCUCCAAUGUCUGAUUUGCCUCUAACAUCAGAAACAUCUUCAGUAUCUUCUGUUCUUCUAACUUCUGAAACAUCUGUGGCAAAUAGUUUGCCUCUUCCAUCAGAGACAUCUCCAGUUUCUAAUUCCCCAAGCAAUGAAAGACUUAUUCUGCAACAAAAGAAAUCACCAUGUUUGUUGGAUGACUCCCUUCCCACUUUGAAAGAGGAAAGCUCUGCCAUUCCUAAGGUGAUUCAAGAAGAAAAUCUUGUUGUUCAGCCAAAGCAACUUCAGAGUGCCCCUGAAAAUAUGAAAGUUGGUCCACUAGCAAUUAUACCUGAUACUUCAGUAUUAGAAGAGCCCCAGAGCAAAAACCUCAGUCAUCAGCCAUGUAAGUCACAUUCUGAUAUUGAGAAAUCCUACAUUGCAUCCAUCCCAGAACACUCUCCUCCAGAGGUGAUCAAAAUUAAAAACCACAGUGUUCAGCAAAGAGGUGACAAAAAAGGUACACUCUUGCCAUCAGAGGUAGCUGUCUUAUCAGAAGGAUCAGUUGGCAAAAAUAUUGAAUUGCUCCCAUCAAAGCCACAUGAUAAACUAUAUACCUCAUCUCUAGAGAAAGCUGCAUUCUCUGAAGUGUGCAGAAGUAAAUCUCACAAGCUAACAGGCAGCACCCAAAGCCGUCUAGAGAGUUCACAUUCUUCCAAGUCAUUAGAACCCACAAAGUCACCUGAAGUGAGGAGUGAAAGUAGAGACACAGAGAUCCCAAAGAGGAAAACAGCAGAACAGCACAGUUUUGGAAUCUGCAAAGAGAAGAGAGCUAGAAUAGAUGAUGAUCAGCCUAACCGUAGUGCUUCAUCAACGAGUCCAUCUGAUAAAGACCAGCCGCCCAGAGAAGAACCCCGAGUUCCACCCCUUAAGAUUCAGCUUUCAAAAAUUGGACCACCUUUUAUCAUCAAGAGCCAACCUGUUUCUAAACCAGAACCUCGAGUUUCCCCGAGUACAUCGGUCAGCAGCGGGAGAAACACUGGGGCCAGAACUCUUGCAGAUAUCAAAGCCAGAGCUCAGCAAGCAAGAGCCCAAAGAGAAGCUGCAGCUGCAGCAGCCGUGGCAGCAGCUGCGAGCAUAGUCUCCGGAGCAAUGGGGACCCCAUGCGAAGGUGGGAAGACAAGAACACUGGCACACAUCAAGGAGCAAACAAAGGCCAAGCUAUUUGCAAAGCAUCAGGCCAGAGCUCAUUUACUCCAGACUAAUAAAGAAUCAAAGUCACAGUUCAGCUCAAAGGAAAGUACCUCAUCUCUGGAGAUACCAACUUCUACUGACACAAAGAUUGAAGGUUCUACCGGUGUCAUUAUAGUUAAUCCUAACUGCAGGUCCCCUAGCAACAAGUCUGCUCAUCACCGUGAGACUACCACUUUAUUGCAGCAGUCACUUAACACAGCUACAUUACCAGAAACUGCUACUGAGAUAUCUGUGCACAGUUCUGAUGAAAAUAUACCUAUGCCACAAUUGUGUGAGAAAAUUAUUUCAUCUACCUCUACUGAAAGUAACAGUGUGCCAGUGCUUUAUAAUAAAAGUUCAGUCUCUGUGUCUGUUUGCAGCACUGCUAUGUCUGGAGCAAUUAAAGAACUUUCUUUUGCAAGUUCUGUUGAUAAAUCCUCUGUUUUAAUGUCUGUUGACAGUACAAACACAGCAGUUUCAGCUUGUAAUAUAAAUAUGCUGAAAACCAUCCAAGGGGCUGAUACUCCAUGCAUAACCGCUGGACCAAAAUGUAUUGAUAACAGUAAUGUACCAAUCUCCAUAGACAAUACAGUCUUAUCAAAUGCCAUCGAUGACAAAAGGUUGCCGAUACCAAGUAGCAAUGCGAAUAACGCAGUCUCCAGUCACUAUGCCACUGUGCCAGCUUCAUCUAUUGCAAAUAGUUUGCCAAAUCAUCUCUCUGGUAGUUCUGUACUGAUUCCCCCAGUGGGGACUACCAACAGAUUUUCUUCUGAUAAGAUAGCCAUAACUGGGUGUAACGAGCAAAGCACUGUUUCCAUUCACACUACUGUUAGGUCAGCUUUAAGUUGCAGUGAGGCCCUUGCAGUAGCAGAUUCUGUUGCAAGGCCGCCCAUUUCAGUGUUUACUGGUAACAUGGUGACAAUAAGCUCUUACGAUAAUGCUACUAAAUUAAAUGCUGAUCUCUUAGAAAAAAACUCUGGAGCACGAAACCGAAUGGAUCUCUCUGGUAAAUCUCAGCCAGUGAGCUUUACACAAACUGCCAUGAAUAGGUCUAUACCUUGCAAAGUCAUUGUUGACCACACUACAAAUCUGAAUUCCAGUCUGUCACUUUCUUCUUCUAUUGAAAAUGCAGAGAACAGCAUUGACCUGCAGAGCAGACCUGUAAGGACAGAAGCUGCCUUACAAAGUAUAGCCUGUCCUCAGGUGUCUGUCAUAAGCAGGCCUGAAGUGGUCUCUAAUGAAAGCCUUGAGCACAGUUCCAGCUUUAUCACCAUUACAGCAAAGCAAGACAGCAAGAACUUGCAGGCAGGUUGUUCAAGUCUUCGAGAAGUGCCUCUUGCUCCUCAAGAUAAGUUAAUUGAGGUAGUUACUCCCAGCCAAGGUUUUGCUGAGCAAUUAAGAGGUCCUUCAGCAUUUAAAAGUGAAGCAGAUACUGUCUGUGCCAAUCAGUAUAACACUAACAAUAGAAUUUGCUGGCAUGAUGAAGAGGCAAUGAGUACAGACCAGCCAGUGGUCAGCCAUCUUAACUCCGGUAAGCAUAAGGAAUAUGCAGAGCAAAACUGCUUAAAAAAUGUCAAAACUGAACCUUCCGGUUACACGCAAAUGUCAGAACUGCAAUCCAGGAGUCUUUUGACGAGCAUUGCUGUCCCUGUUAAAUCGGAAACUAAUGAGUCUGACAAGUGCUUCAGGAUGGACACCGAGGAUUUUACAGGACCUGAAAUGCCUGCCCAGACUGCAGAAAUAACCACGAGUGCGCAGCCACCACAGACCUCCAAGACAUCCAUUGCGGACUCCAUGGAAGACUCCCUGACCCUGACAACAGAAACCCUAAAGAGAGUUACCAGUGCCGGGGGCUCAAGCUGUCGCUUGUCGUCAGUGGAGGCCAACAAUCCUUUAGUGACACAGUUACUGCAGGGCAAUCUGCCCUUAGAGAAAGUGCUGCCACAGCCCAGAUCAGGAGCCAAACUAGAAAUUAACAGGCUUCCCCUGCCUUUGCAAACUACCUCAGUAUGUAAAACAGCAGUGUCCGAGAGAAAUAUUGUUGAACAUCCUUCCAACUCUCCUAAUCCAGAUGGUAAAGGAUUUACAGCAGGCAGCAUAGCCCCGCUACAAAUCAGAAAGCGUGAAAACCAUCCGAAAAAGAGGAUGGCCAGGACUGUAGGGGAACAUGCUCAAAUUAAAUGUGAGCCUGGGAAGGUGUCAAUGGACACAGAUGUUAAAGUGGCUCCUUGUGUAAUUAGUUCCAGCAUGAAUCAGCUAGGGCAUGGUCAGCCAUUUAAGCAGGAGUGGCUGAACAAACAUGCCAUUCAGAGCCGAAUCGCUCACAGCCCAGAGAUCAAGCAGCAGAAGAGGCCGUUGCCUUCAUGCAGUUUCCAGCAGAGCUUAUUUCACAUUGAUAAAAAUGGCAGCUUUCAUGCAGAAGCCAGUACCUCACAUAGACAGCAUUUUUACCAAAUGUCCAUGGCUGCAAGAGGCCCCAUUCCAACGGCAGCUUUGUUGCAAACUACUUCAAAAGGCCCACCUGGCUGCAACGCAUUUGCUUUUAGCAGACACCUGGAACAGAAGGGCUUGGGAGACGUGAAUAUUUCUACAGCAGCUCACCAGCUGAGGCUAGGAAGUGUGUUUUCCCCUAAUAUUCAAAUUAAGGAAAGCGAUGACAUUGCCAGUGCCUCUCAAACUCUGCAGAGUAAAACAUUAGUGCAUCCCCCUCCUCCCCUGCCUCCUCCUCCCCCGCCACCUCCUCCCCCUCCUCACCCCAAUGCAGAAGUCCCCUCUGAUCAAAAACAACCGACAGUUACUAUGGAAACCACUAAAAGACUUAGUUGGCCUCAGCCAGCAAGCAUCUGUAGCAAUAUAAAAUCGGAACCUAUUUCUUUUGAGGAAGGUUUAAGCAGCAGCUGCGAACUGGGCAUGAAACAAGCUUCCUAUGAUCAGAACGAAGUGAAAGAACAGUUAAAAGCUUUUGCAUUAAAAAAUGCAGAUUUCUCUUCCUAUUUACUUUCUGAGCCACAGAAGCCUUUUACCCAACUUGCUGCUCAGAAAAUACAGACGCAGCACCCGCAGCAGCAGCAGCAGCAGCAGCAGCAGCAGCAGCAGCAGCAGCUCUGUGGAAAUUAUCCAACGAUACACUUCGGUAGCACAAGCUUCAAAAGGGCGGCAUCUGCAAUUGAGAAAUCGAUUGGGAUUUUAGGAAGUGGCUCAAACACUGCCACAGGCCUGUCUAACCAGAACGCUCAGAUCCCGGUUCAGAAAUUUGCUGACAGUAGCAAUGCCGAUGAACUGGAACUGAAAUGCUCUUGCAGGCUCAAAGCCAUGAUUGUGUGCAAAGGCUGCGGAGCCUUCUGUCAUGAUGACUGCAUAGGGCCUUCCAAACUGUGUGUAGCUUGUCUGGUCGUGCGGUAGGAACUGAAUCAAAGAUGCAGUAUCCCUUAGCAGCGUGGGAGAGCAGGAGGAAGGAACGGAGAAAUUGGAACAGUUUAGGCCACAAAUGGUUUGCAAUUGGUUGAUUGAUUUUUUUUUGUUUGUUUGUUUUGUUUUAAUUUGUUUUUUUUUCUUCCAUGUGGUGCUUUCAGAAUUUAGUUAAUCCUGACUGAGUGCCAUUUUCCAGGAAGAAGAGGAAAGCUGUAAAAGUAGUUUAAAAAAAAUAUAUAUAUCCUUGUUACUGAAGCAUCUACGAGCUCUCUUGCUGUGCUAAAAAAAAAAAAAAAAAAAAAAAAGGCAUUAAUGCAUGUCAUUCAUAGCUUAUAUUUAUUUGCACAAAGUGCAGCAUGUUUUUUCUCCACUUUUUGACAGUUGAUACAAGCUGCAGGUUAAAGAUCAGUGGAAGAUUAUCUCUGCAAGAAGUGGAGCAACUAUGCAGAAUGAAUAACACACUGAAUAGCAAAUGUUUUGAGUGGGGUAGUGGCAGGGUGCGGGGUAUUGGCCAUCGUAGCUUCUAAGUGAAUAUGCAGUUUUUCUGCUAGUAGGAUUGUUUUCUUCAAUUGACUUUCACUAUCUAGGGCUAAAAUAUAGUCACUUCACCUGGCAAAAAAAAAAAAAAAAAAAAAGAGGAAUUUAGAUUGUUAAAGGAGUUUCCUUACAUGCCUGCCAGGGACUAUGGAACUAAAAUCUGACUCAUCAUCUCUUCUUGUUGAUUCCAUGAGAAAGAUUUGUGUAUGUGAUGCGAUAGUGGGACCAACACUGGAAUCACAUUGGCUUCAGUAGAGUGGAGAAAGUAACUUCUCUACUGGGGAUUAGAAACCUGUUUUCCUGUUUCCCACACAAGUAUUCUUUAUUUGUAUUUGUCUCUCUAAUCUGUCCACUUGGUUUGUCAGUCCCAAAUAUAUACACAGGGUCAGACUUACGUAAUAGGUUCUGGAUGUUUUAGCCUUCCUGUGGCCUAAAAAUGAUGUGUUCUUAUGAUGAAUGAAUAAGGAAAUAUUCUAAUUACGUAUUCAUUGAAUAUUAGAUUAUCAGUUGGUUUUCCUCUUAUGUGAGUUAUUCUAUUUAAAUAACAUCUCAGAAUUUUGCCAUUUAAAGUAAUUCUUAGAAUUACUUACAACACUGACUUUUUUUUUUUCUUGAAGGAAUUCAGACCUCUUACUCAACCUUUUAGAAAUUUGGAAGCAAAAAGGCAUUUUUAAAAGGGAUACUGCAUCUUUAAAGUAACUUUCAGUAUUUAUCCAGUACUGUAUUUACAUUCAGGACUAUAGCUGCAUUCCAGAUGCGCUAGCCACCAUAACAGCAGAGAAGAAAACCAAUAAUUUUGGGGCCCUAUUCACCUAAAAGGAAAAUCUUAUAAAGGGAUAAAGCACAUGCAGUUGCUGGGGAGAUGAAAAUACCUUGGGUUUUUAUACUCCCACUUCAAGAACACAAAAUGUGGAGUGCAAGUCAUCCAUCUGCCAAUAUGUGGUUGGGUCUGCCCAAAUGUCAGCAUCAGAGAGAAGUGUUAUUUUUACCAUUACAGUAGAACCUCACUAAUCCAGAGACCUUACAGUCUGCUCAAGAAAACUGAUUUUCCUUCCGCAGUUUUCAGAGAGCAAUGUAGUAAGAAUGCGUGAGAUGUAAUACUGCUUGGAUUUUGUGAUUCAUUUACUGUUGCGUUCUGAAAUAUUAAUGUGAAUGAUAGAACUACACUUAGGAAAUAAAAAGUAUACUACAUUUUACACUAUCCUUUUUUAUAUGAUCUUUGUUUGCAUACUUACUCACAAGCUGUAACUGGUCUCCCUAACAUGGGUGCAUAUUGGUGAGGUUCUACUGAAUGGAGGAGCCACAUUUAUUUUCUUGUGGGACCAUUUUCACAAACAUGCUAAAUGCCAUUUAUUGUCUUAAAAGUGAGGUGGAAUAUCUACAACAUACAUUCCUGUCAUAGGAAGCUCUAUGGUGCACCUUGAUGUUCUCUUUUAUUGUAAUUAGCAACAUAUCGAUAUUAUUUUUGACACUGAGUGGUACAAAGGCCAUUUAUAAUUACACUAACAAAUUUGUUGCUGAUACAAUAAUAUAUUUUUUCUAUACAAAAGUGCUCCUUAGUGUGACAUGUGAGUUAAGAAACGACUUCUCAGCACUUUCAGGUCUUCUGGUAGGAAAACAAGCCAGCCAAGCAAAAACCUAAAAGUAACCACAUGAAAAUUAGCAUGCAGUGCUAUGCCAGCUGCUGGCAAAACAGUGACUGGAAAAUACUCAUGAAUAAGCAUGAGUGUAGUCAGUUAAUGCAUAUCAAAUUCAUAUUUGAGGAGCCUUUGUAUCGGAAUUGUAUUGCAUUGUAUUUAUACUUGGUAGAGGUAGGAUACUUCUAUUUAAAAUGAAGAGAGCAACCAGUCUUAGACUUCUAAUAACCUAUGUUUAUAUAAGCCUGCUGGAAUCCUUAUUUCUAGCUCAGGUUUUCCUGUCCACAGCACAUAAGUCAAUAUUUGUUUGUACGUGCAUCUUGAAAUACUUCUUGUAUUGACGGACAUAAUACAGAAAUAAAUUCCGGCCACAAAAUACUUUUACUUUGUUCAAAGGAUAAGAGUGUGACUAAUGUGGUAGGUAACUCAUUCAUGUCACGUUGUCAUUUUUGUACCAGGAUUGCAACUUGCACGUGUGAGGUCAUGAUAAAAUAUUUAAAAUGGCAUUAGACUGGAUGGUGCUACACAACCGACCAAACUCUUCCAUAGUGCAAUUCCACUCCUUUGAUUCUAGGUCACUGGAGUUGCACCAGGAAUAAAUUUGACCAAUUAGUUAGCAACAGUUGUGAAGUGUUGUUACCGAUUAUAGUUUUAGGGUAUUAAAAUACUCAGAAGCAACAGCAGCGGUACAGGAGCCUGGCUGAAUACUAGUGUGAGUGAAAACCUGACUUGGAUUCUGGUAUCACACAAAUGCUUGGGAGAGAGCGACCCUUGGUCUUCAGUAAGAACACAAUCACACUUAGAGGUUAAUUUUGAAUUAUUAAUUUUUUUUGUUUAAUUGUCCAGGUUUCAGGCCCAAUGAUGUCAUUGUGUUUUCUAAUGACCAUGCAGUUUGCACCGUGGGGUGUUAAUAGUUUAUGCACUGAAAAGUGGUGAAAGAAUUGCUUAAGAACACACUGCUCUGUGUUUGCGUGUACGUAUGUGUCCCAAUGUCCAGCAUGUAUAAUUUACCUUUUUUUUUUUUUUUUUUAAAUCUCUAAAAUUGUUCCCCCACUCCUACCCCUGGAGCAGCACUUUUGGGUGAGAGGGAGAAACACUCUUCUUUUUCUUUCCUCCCUCUUUAUUGUUUUAAUUGCAUACCUGUGAGAUAUGCAGAUAAUGUUAGGGCAUUUGCAGUGUGUGUGUUUGUGUGUUUCUGUUCUGAACUAAUUUUCCAAGCAGAAACUCCCUUUGAAAUAAUGUUUU
Tyto alba (common barn owl) is the source of this 10712-nucleotide messenger RNA. It is a transcript of the gene ASXL3, whose product is annotated as ASXL transcriptional regulator 3. Gene Ontology annotation, molecular function: peroxisome proliferator activated receptor binding; chromatin binding; DNA binding. The transcript is spliced from 9 exons. Gene Ontology annotation, biological process: animal organ morphogenesis; positive regulation of transcription by RNA polymerase II. Bases 922 to 7284 code for a protein of 2120 amino acids. Lineage: Eukaryota; Metazoa; Chordata; Aves; Strigiformes; Tytonidae. Gene Ontology annotation, cellular component: PR-DUB complex. The record is from RefSeq and is a predicted model, not a curated record.